This is a messenger RNA of Symbiodinium necroappetens, 840 nucleotides long. The record is from the annotation of a GenBank genome assembly. Lineage: Eukaryota; Dinophyceae; Suessiales; Symbiodiniaceae.
AUGUGGGCACGUCGUGAUGACAGUCUUCGGCGAGUGGCAGUCCUGGGCUACUCCGACAUUGACUUGGCUCUGCAUCGUCUCCCAGGACUACUGGCUCCACUACAGCGGCAUGAAGCUGGAUCAGGACGACGAGGAGCCCGAGUCGGUGACCUGACCUACUUGGCCGUGGUCUGGUGGGCUGGUGUGGUGAUCAGCUUGAUCUUCUGCGGUUUUUCAGUGCCCCUUACUCACCUGCUGGAUGCAAGCAACCAGUACAACGACGUUGGAUUCUUCAACGAAAACGAGAUGCCUAUCAACGGCCUCUCUUCUACAAGGCUGCUUGCGGAUGGAUGGCUGAACUCCUGGGUCAGGUUGUUGGCGGGUUUGGACAAGCUGACCAAAACGGCCCCGUUGGCCAUAAUCGUGAUCUUUGCCACUCUUUCUGUCGUGUUGGAUGUUGUGGUGAGAGACACCCUCAACGUGAAUGAGUACAUCCUUCACCUCGUGUCGCGAUUCCGUGGUGGCAUGCAUCUCUUCGUCCACGCAUUGGCGGGCAAGACCCUAACCUUGAAUAUUAUGGCGAAUGAUGCAAUUGACAGUGUGACGGAGGACACCCCGCACCUGGUGUCGCGACUUCAUAGUGGCAUGCAGCUCUUCGUCAAUGCGCUGGCGGGCAAGACCAUCAUCCCGGAUGUUGUUGCGAAUGACAGCAUUCACCAGGUGAAGCCGAAUACCCUGCGCUUUGUGUCUCGACUUCAUGGUGGCGCACAGCUCUUCGCCCACACGUGUGCGGGCAAGACCAUCGCUAUGGAUGUUGUGGUGAAGGUAUUGCUUGCUGUCUGUGUUAGUUUAGCCGAUUAG